GAUGGACUCAACAAAGAGAUCCUUUUGUACUGAACUACUCACACCAUAAUUCGAGUCGACCUCCCAACAGAAGUUAGUAGCUUUCAUCGCACACGGAGCCUGGUUUCUUCCGCCGCGUUGCGCCAGUACGGCGCGAUUUAGUGUGUGCAGGCAGCAGUAUGUAUAUCCGACAGCGGCCAGACAGACAGUACUAAAGUAAUGUCGCUUUUCCCAUGGCCGGUGCUACGUGUAGCGGUUGCUUUGUGCAGCUGCGGGCCACGACUGGCGGACGGCUUACGACUAAGAGCGGGCAAGUCCGUGGCCGGCGAUCAGCAACGAGCAUACGCGGGACUUGCCGAUCGCGGUAAAGAUGUUGGAAGCUCGGGUUCGAUGCUUCUUGCUACGGGCAGGCGUGCCGAUAGACGAGGAUCAAGACGUGGACGGAAAACUACAUUGGCACCGCCAUCCGGCGGCAAGCGUCUUCGUGAGCUCGAUGCAGUCAGAAAAGCCGUGCUGGAUAUGGUGGAGCAGGCAGAAGGCUCCGCAAAGGAGCAAGAAGACGCCUUUUGCAAACAGAAGAAAUUCAUCGAAAAAGCAAAGAAGGCUGCUACUGACAGCAUAAAAGUGAAGAAGCAGCGCGCGAAGGAUGCAUCUGAAGCAGAGAAAAUUGCUAGCGCAAAACAAGCGGAGUUGCAGGUGCGAGCACGUGAAGCACGAGAAAAUGUGGAGAAGAACGAAUUUUUGAUGGAGAAAGCCGAACGAGAACGCGAAAAAGAGUCGAAGGAAUUCGCAGCGCAGAAAGCGGACAUGGACCAGAGUGUGCAAGCGCUAGCGCAGACGCUCUUAGUUCUCGAGAAGAAAGAGUAGGAAACCAUUCUUAAGCAUCUGAGACUGAAUUUUCCGUUGUCAUCUUCCCGUUCGAAGCAAGAGAAUUGGAAAUUGUUAGCAAAGCGCAGCGAUUACUAGUGACACGAAGUAGAUGAUUCCCCUGAUAACAGUGGCAGCGUCAUUUGAGGUGGUAUGUCGGAGCUCUAAGCCACACAAUCCGACAUUCCGAAAUUGUUGCAGGGCACUUCCGGAUCAUUCUUGCGACAGCGCGAGCCUCAACUUGUAGAGUCCUUGCUAUCGCAACAGCCGGAGCAGGGCGCCGAAAGUAGUCCGGACAGCGAUCUUCUUGGAGGCAUUUUGACGACGUUACGGGAAACAAUGUUGCGUGAUAAAGCGGACUUGGAGCAACAGGAGAAGGAAGACUCGGAGAAAUUCGAAAGAAACAGGAAAAUCGGGCGAGAAUCCACGGCUCGGUACUUCGUGAGGCAUGAUGGAAAUGUGUAAUACUCCAGAUUCUUGGUGCUAGUUACUUUAAGAAGGCGUGAUUUCCCGCAUAAUAUUAAUGUAUUGGUGAUCAUCCAACAUUUCCCAAGUACGUCUACAGUAUCCUUUGUCUAGUAGGCCAUAGUUUAUGUUACUGCUGCUCAUGUCGUCUUUGCUCCAGGCUUCGUAACGUACUGGAGACACUGCAGGAAGACCUUAGCGAUACGGGAAAGCAGUUGGCAGACGCGAGGACGGAGCGCAGCGCCGCUCAGAAGUACGAUGAGAACGAGACGCGCGAUUGGGAUGUGGAAUUGCAAAAUCUGGUGACUGCAAGGGACCAUGCCCGCAAGGAGGAGGCAGCUGUGCGCGAUGGCAUGCAUAAAGCAGUGACGCUACUCGAGGACUUUGGAAAGAGUGUUGUUGUCAUAGAGCAGGAGGACAAGGAAGUGGUAGACGAAAUGACGGUCGGUGAGACUGCAGAUGAAACGGUUGAAGGUCGCGAAGAAGAAGAGUCGACGAGUGAGCAGGGAUAUGACCCAACAUCGAAGCAGAAUAUCGAUGCUAGUAAGAAGUCCGGUAGCGAGGCCAGAGACGAGGCGCAGGUGGAUCAAGGGGAUGCAAAAACGAGAAAGCAAAAGGAUCAAAAUGUGGGAAUGCACAGUGAGAAGGCGCCAGAGAGAGGCGCCAGCGAGAAUGUUGUCGUUGAGGAGGCUUUGGCCGAAGGAGGCACUACAGAGGCUGUCGCAUCCGACCAAACGCAGCGUGGAGUUGCGGAAACGAUGAGAGUAACCAGUGAGUCUGAGGACGCGACGACAACCGAGCGGCAGACUUCAUCGACGAAGACGACUGCUGCGAAGACGCUGCUAAGGCAUGUCCAAGAAAGUAGCCCCCUGUCCUUUCUUCAAUCUCGAGUUACCGCAAUUGAAGGUCAGCGCGACGUGUCUGGUAUACUGAAAACGAUAAAUGAUCGAAUACAAGAAAUAGAGGCCGCGAGUAAAGACGCGGCAGCUGUACAUGCAAAUUGCGAGAAGGAAAUGGCUGCCGGAAAUGGUCUUCAACAUAAGCAAUUGCUUAAUGAAGUCGCAAUCACGAGUAACUCAAUACACCCAAUUUCAAAGAUUCCUUGUACUUUCCAAUAUGUGUUCUCAGCUGCAUGCUGGCAGGAAGUAGGUGUUGCAUUCAUUUUCCGAUACCACAACAGCUGCUGUGCAGACGGCAAAGCAUGCUUCGACGCUAGCUGCAGAUGCAGCAGAAAAAGCGACGCUCGAUCUUAAAGCAUUGAAAAGUGCAGCUGUUGUUGCCGAGAAGGCACUGGAAGAUGCUAGGGUGGAGCGAUCAGAGCUCACUGGCACGAUACAAGCAAAUGAAAAGGCCUUCCAGAAUGCAAAGGUUGAGCAUCAACGUGCGAAAAUUGUGUUUCGAGAUGCGCGCUCGAUUAUCGCGGAAGCAAAAAUGGACAACGCAGCCCCGGUCUUGGCACUAUUUGACUCAAUUCUAUCAAGCGUCAAAGCUGAAGAUAAAGAUGCUGAAGCUGACUUCCGGAAGGAAAGCGCGUCUCUGAAAUCUGAUUCCGAGGCUCUUGCAGCACGGGAAGCAGACGCCUAUGAGCUCUUCAACCAGAAAGCGGCGAACGUGGCGGCAUAUGAGGUUCGACUCAAGGACACUAGAUAGAGCCCUUCGUUGUAAUGGCUGAGUCAGAGUUAACAAGUAAUGCACCCAGAAUGACUGGACUGGGAGGAAUAGGAUUCACAAUGAUUUCUACAGACGAUGUGAGGCACUGAAGAUUUUUCGAGGACAUUUUUUUUGAGAAAUAUUAGAGUUUUUCUUCUGCGCCUGGGCGCGUCAUUGAUUACUGUUAGCCCAAUUUCUUUUUGGAGUCCUGCGCCUGAAUAUUGCAGGUGAAGGCGGCCUCGUUAAUGGAUGAAAAAGACGCAGCGGACAAGUCGCUUACCGCGAAAGACAUUGAAGGGGAAAAUGUGGAAAGAGUUUGUCGCAAUGUGUUGGAAAACUUCAGAUCGGA
This is a messenger RNA of Amoebophrya sp. A25, 3310 nucleotides long. The record is from the annotation of a GenBank genome assembly. Lineage: Eukaryota; Dinophyceae; Syndiniales; Amoebophryaceae.